Messenger RNA from Astrephomene gubernaculifera, 2614 nucleotides. Lineage: Eukaryota; Viridiplantae; Chlorophyta; Chlorophyceae; Chlamydomonadales; Astrephomenaceae. The record is from the annotation of a GenBank genome assembly.
GGGGCACUCGCCGGCGGCGUUGAAGGCGGUGGUGGCGGGCAUACAGGCGACCAUCACCAAUGCACAGAUCAGCGCCGCCUGGCGUGCUGCCAGCGAGGGCACGCGGGAGGCGCUGGACGACCUCUACUCCAUCCGGCUGCGGGAGACUGUGGGGCAGGGCGGGCAGGGGGUGGUGUUUCGGGGGCACUUGCAUGGAUUGGAGGUGGCGGUGAAGGUAAUCGCCAAGGACCUACCCGGCGCCCUCAUUGCAAAGGUCCAACAGCAGCAGCAAGCCGCCGCAGCAGCCAACCGCAAGAAAGGCGGCGGCGGCGGCGCUGCCGACCCACGGGUCGCUGCUGCACCCGCCAAAGCGACGACGAUUGACCGGGAGCAGCUGCUGCGUGCCGCCAAGCGGGAGCUCAUUCGGGACGCGCUGGAGUUGGCGGUGACGUCAAUCGUGAGCCACCCGCAGAUUGUUCAGGUGUACAACUACUUUUUCGAUGUGCUUGUUGUCGGGUAUGCGAACGAGGAGAGCAGCGAGGGCUCCUCCUUUGCACGAACCCAUCCACAACAGCAGCCACCACAUCCACCACAACAGCACCAACAACAUGCCGGACAGCAACCCGCGUUGGAGGGCCAGCUGCCCGCCUCCACACCCGGAGGCGGAACCGCAGCACCCUCAGCAUCAGCACCCUCUGCAGCAGCCGGAGCAACAGCAGUACCAGCAGCAGCUGAUGGCCGCAGCUCGGCUCACAACUCGGGCGCCAACAGCCACACCAACUACCUGCGGCUGGUGCGGCGAGUGGAUGCAUCGGAGGACAUGGCAGCGGAAGGCCCCACCAACCUGGUUAUCGUGAUGGAGUACUGCGACGCGGGCACCCUGAAGGACGUGAUGCGGCGGGGCUGCUUCAGGAGGGGGGUGGAGACCAACGGCUGGCCCAAACUGGACCUGCAGUCCCUGUACACCUGCCUGCUGGAGGUGGCUCUGGCGCUGCGGCACCUGCACUCGCUGCAGCUGGUGCACUGCGACCUGAAGCCGUCAAACGUGCUGCUCAAGAGCCACCCGCGGGACCCGCGGGGCUGGACGUGCAAGCUCUCCGACUUUGGUUGUGUUCGCAUGCUGAAGCAGCCGGGGGCCUCUGCCGAGGACGGCACCACCUCCACCACCACCUCCACCACCACCACCACCACCACCACCACCACCACCUUCCCGCACUUCACCGUCACUCGGGCGCUGGGAACCCUCACGCACAUGGCGCCCGAGGUCAUCUCCAAGGGCGCGCUGCUGACCGCCUCCGUGGACGUCUACUCCUUCGGCGUGCUCAUGGCGGAGCUGCUGAGCGGCACCCCGCAGGACGCCUGCAUGCCGGGCAAGGAGGCCAUUCAGGCGGCGCGCAGGGGCGUGCGGCCCAGCCUGCCGCCCUACUGCCCGCGGGAGUACAGGGACAUUGCCGCUGCCUGCUGGGCGCACGACCCGCAUGCGCGCCCCUCCGCGGCCGAGCUGGUGAACCUGGUGCACAGCCUGCUGGGACAGCUGCAAGGGGCCACACCGGGACCGCUGUCGCCUCUCAAGCCGCCGCCAUUCCCACAGCAGCAGGCGCAGCAACAGGCGCAGCAGCAGCAACCGCCAUCUUCAACACCUUCGCAGCACCGCCAUCAGCAGCAGCACCAGCAGCACCUGCGCCAACAGCCCUCCACCGCGUCAUCCAAACAGCCGACCCAGCACAGCGCCCGACAGCAGCAGCAACAACAGCAGCCUCAGCCCACCGCCUCACCGUCACCUGCCCCUCCUCCUCCUCCCCCCGCCUCUCUCCCACUGCUGUCUCCGCUCCCACCAGCCUUCCCCGCACCCGAUUCACCCACUCCGGACGCCGUCGCCGUCGCCGCUGCGGAGGCCGCUAGCCGGCUGCUAACGACGCCGCCACUCCCGCCACCAACCGCUUCCAUCCAAGCCACAAGUCGCGGCUGCCUCACCCGAUCGCCGCUUGCCGCUGCUGUUCCAGCUGCUGCUGCCGCCGCCCCUCCUGCCGCCGCCACUGCCGCCGCCGCCGCGGCGCCCAGGUCACGCCUGCCUCUCCACGUCGUACUAGCUGAGCGCAUCCUAGCUAUCAACGGCGUGGCACCUCUCAGCGCCGGCGGCGGCGGUGGUGACGUCAACGCAGCGCAGCCAGACGCACAGCUGGCAGCUUGUCGUGCACUCCUUCCCCAGCUGGAUAUACCGCCGCCGUCGCCGUCACCCCUCCUCGAGCUGCUUGACGAAGUGGAGGCAGCAGCAGCGGCGGCGGCGGAGGCGCCGACAGGUACAGUGCAGGGCGGGGCGGUCGCCGCUAGCCCAUCAUCCAUGGCUGCAUUGGUGGCGGCGGCGGCGCCGGCAUCGCAGCACGCCUCCGUCACCUCCGCCGCGAGCUGUGCCUUCACAGCCGUUUCCUCGGACCCCUCACCGCCGGGGUCAAGUAACGGGGCGAACACGCAGCGGGGCCAAGCCGCGGCGGGCGCGGAAGCCGGGGCGACUGCAGGACCGCUUGUGGCGGGGGGAGCAACGGCGGGGGAUGCUGCCGCCACCAUUGGCGGCGCCGUGGGGGUAGUGGCUGACCUCGCCGGAGUUCACGUGGAUCUGGAGGAGGGUGAUGGGGAC